AGUCAAAAUUAAACACACUAUCUAGGAUGACACUAUUUGUACUUUUGUGAGGUUGAACAGAAGAAUGUAGUUCAUAAAUUCCAAUGAUUUAUUCACUAAUAGAUAAUUUACAAGUGGCCAGCUAUCUAUUUGAGCUAACCAAAAUCCUAACAUCAUUAUUAUCUUCACCAAACAAAGAUGGCUAAGGGAGAAGAAACAACAACUCUAAAAUCUCUUGAAGAUUUUGAUCCUCAAAAGAAGCCCAAAAGGAACAAAUUUGCUUGUGCUUGUGCUAUCUUGGCUUCUAUGACUUCUAUCCUACUUGGCUAUGAUAUUGGUGUGAUGAGUGGAGCAGCUAUCUAUAUACAAAGAGACCUUAAAAUAACAGAUUUACAACUUGAAAUCCUAUUAGGCAUCAUAAACCUUUACUCUCCCAUAGGUUCUUACAUUGCAGGGAGAUUGUCCGAUUGGAUUGGGCGGCGUUACACGAUUGUCCUUGCCGGUGUAAUUUUCUUUGUUGGUGCUGUACUUAUGGGACUUUCUCCAAACUAUGCAUUUCUCAUGUUUGGCCGUUUCUUUGCCGGCGUUGGUAUAGGUUUUGCCUUCUUGAUUGCUCCUGUCUAUGCCUCUGAAGUCUCCCCAACUUCUUCCCGUGGCUUCCUCACUUCCUUGCCUGAGGUAUUUUUGAAUGGAGGGAUUUUAAUUGGAUACAUAUCAAACUAUGGAUUUUCAAAGCUGCCACUCCGCUAUGGUUGGCGAGUGAUGCUUGGAAUCGGCGCAAUCCCUUCUAUACUUCUAGCUGUGGCUGUAUUAGCUAUGCCCGAGUCACCUAGGUGGCUCGUUGCGAAGGGUCGAUUAGGGGAAGCCAAAAAGGUUCUAUAUAAAAUAUCCGAUUCUAAAGAAGAGGCUCAGCAAAGACUAAUUGAUAUCAAAGAGAUAGCAGGGAUCCCUUUGGACUGCGACGACGACAUUGUUUCUGUCACAAAAGUUCAAGGCAAGGGUGUAUGGAAAGAACUAUUUAUUUAUCCUACACCUGCAGUUCGUCACAUUUUCAUUGCUUCCCUUGGGAUUCACUUCUUCGCACAAGCCACAGGCAUAGACGCUGUUGUUUUGUACAGUCCUAGAAUCUUCGAGAAGGCUGGGAUCAAAUCCGACACAAAUAAGCUUCUCGCAACCAUAGCCGUUGGGUUCAUGAAAACAAUGUUCGUCUUGGUGGCCACUUUUUUAUUGGACCGCAUUGGGAGGCGCGCACUGUUAUUAACCAGUGUUGGUGGGUUAAUACUCUCACUUCUGACAUUGGCGAUUAGUCUCACUAUUAUUAAUAAUUCACACGCCUCGCUGACAUGGGCUAUUGGGCUUAGUAUAGCGGCGGUGUUGUCCUACGUGGGUAGUUUCUCAAUCGGGUCAGGUCCCAUUACAUGGGUUUAUAGUUCUGAGAUAUUUCCGCUGAGGCUUCGAGCUCAGGGCGUGUCUAUUGGGGCUGUGGUGAAUAGGGUCACUAGUGGAGUCAUCUCCAUGACUUUUUUGUCCCUUGUUAAUGCCAUCACCAUAGGUGGUGCUUUCUUUCUUUUCGCGGGGAUUGCAAUUGUCGCAUGGAUCUUUCACUAUACUAUGCUCCCUGAAACACAAGGCAAAACAUUGGAGGAAAUAGAAGGGUCUUUCGGUAACUUCUGGAGGAAACCGAACGUCAAUGCCACCAAAGAAGUGAACCACGAAAUUCAAUUGAGUUACAAUGAUUAGACUUUUACAACUAUGGAUUAGCUAAGGAAGAAUUGAUAAAAUGAUGUUAACCAUAUCUAAGCUUGAUAAAUUUUAAAUAUUUCGGGCACUUCAAUAUAGUCAAAUGUGGCUCCUUCAACAACAAAAAAAAAAGUCAAGUGUAUAAGCUUAUGCAAUUUGCCGUUUUAUGCUAUUAACAUGGAUGAUGUGAAUUUGAAACGAUA
This is a messenger RNA of Trifolium pratense (red clover), 1922 nucleotides long. RefSeq names its product polyol transporter 5-like. Gene Ontology annotation, cellular component: membrane. The transcript has 3 exons. The coding region runs from base 178 to 1719 and encodes 513 amino acids. Lineage: Eukaryota; Viridiplantae; Streptophyta; Magnoliopsida; Fabales; Fabaceae. Gene Ontology annotation, biological process: transmembrane transport. Gene Ontology annotation, molecular function: carbohydrate:proton symporter activity. The record is from RefSeq and is a predicted model, not a curated record.